UGUCUAGUUUUCUUGUUCUUCUACAGAACAACACAAGUUUGAGAAAAAAAUUAUUUACUAAUUUGUAAAUAACAUCUUUAGAAGAUGAAUUGUGUAAUUUAAUGACUUCACAUUAGUAGAAUAUAUUUACUAAUAAAAAAGUUUUGUAUGUAAAUUUUUCAGCAUAAUAAUAUAAUAGAAAGUGUACAAAUAGUAUACACUAAAAUUUUAAUCGACUGAUUGGAAAGAAGCAUGUCAUAAGAAGAUACUAAGUGAUUGGCAUGGAACGAAGUAUUCACGAAAUGUUGAAAGACGCGCCGUCUCUUAAUGAAAGUGCCAGUGCAAUUCACAGUGGCACUCCUCCACCACAUAUUCAGAAAAAUCGCUUGAGUGAUGUGCAACAGCGACCGGCGACAAUGAAUUUAACACUUGGGAGUCCAACUUCCAAGUCCCUGCCUUUAUCGCCAAGUUCUCCCCUUCAAAAUGGAGACACGCAAACUAUGCGGUCAGCUCAUAGUAAAAUUGAAAGUAUUAGAAACUGGAGUAUUUCAACGUAUAAGUGUACUAAACAGCUUAUGUAUGAAAAACUUGGAAAGACGUCUCGCACAGUGGAUUCAGAAUUGGAAUCUCAAAUAGACUUACUGCGAGAAACUCAACGUAAAUAUUGUAAUAUUUUACGAUUAUCACGAGCCUUGUCAUCUCAUUUCUAUCACGUUGUUCAAACGCAGCACGCACUAGGAGAAGCAUUCUCAGAUCUAGCUCAGAAAUCGCCAGAGUUGCAAGAAGAAUUUUUAUACAAUUCUGAGACACAGAGAAAUUUAACUAAAAAUGGUGAAACUCUUCUCGGUGCCUUAACUUUUUUUAUUUCAUCGGUAAACACUUUGUGCAAUAAAACAAUUGAAGAUACGUUACUGACUGUGAAACAGUACGAAACGGCAAGAGUAGAGUAUGAUGCGUACAGAACCGAUCUUGAACUAUUGACUCAAGCUGCGAAAGUAGAUGGCAGCAACGUUAUAAGAUUGGAGGAAGCCCAAGCGAAUUAUGAGCAGCAUAAACAGCAUUUUGAGAAACUGCGCUCAGAUGUCUCAAUUAAAUUGAAAUUUUUAGAUGAAAAUAGAAUUAAAGUGAUGCACAAGCAAUUACUUUUAUUCCACAAUGCAGUUUCGGCCUACUUUUCAGGAAAUCAAUCUGCAUUGGAAGCGACUCUGAAACAAUUUAAUAUAAAAGUAAAAUCACCAAAUUCAUCGUUUCCAUCCUGGUUGGAACAAUAGUCUCAGAAGUGAAAUGUUUUAUAAUAAUUUAUUAUACUUUUUAAAGCUGAUUUUCAUAUAAUAGAGAUUAAAUGUUUUAUUUAAGUGACAAGCACCUCAUAUUAGUGUUGAAGUUGUACUUAAAACAAAUGUAUAUGUUUUACGCGAUUCGACAUUAAUUUCAUUUAUACGCGUGAGUGGAUACAAACACUGAAAACUUUUCUUUAGCUUGAAGAUAGUAGAAAAACAUAUUUUAAAGUAUCUUUCCUCAAAGAUUAAAAAAAAUUGCAACGCCAUUUUUUUUUUAUAAGCCCAACAGUAAGCUGUUAUAUGGUGAAGAAAAGUCUAAAAUUUAAAGUAUUAGCCAACAAAAAAAAACUACGAAAUUGCUAAAAUCUUGACAAAAUGACGUAUAUAUAAAUAUUAGUAAGAAAAAAGUGCGUAUACCAAAAUGUAAGUUAUCAGCAGUAAGCUAAUAUACAAAUGAGUCCUAAAUCAGUAAAUAUGUCGAACAAUACUCCGAAACAGAAAGUUCAAAGUUGUCCAUGUUUUUAAUGCCAUUCAGAAUUACAGUAUAAACUGAUCCUUUUUCAUUAAAGAAACAUCAGUUUUUACAAAACAGUUUGUUAACUUUUAAACGAACAGUUUAUUCGUAUUAAAUUUGUAACCCACAUUUCAAAUCAGGCAAGCUGACUUUCUCUAAAUGCUAACGUAACUCAUAAAUCUAUCAUUUGUCAAGUUAUUUGUAAGAAUACGUCUUUUUUUAUUUAUUGUAAUUUUUAUCGAAUCUACACACAUUUCUGAAACGUUUAUAAAUGUUCUGUAACAUUUACGUCGCGUCGUCCAUUGCUAACGUUUCUACGCAUAUUAAUAUAUACCUAUUGUUAUUGAUGUUUUAUUUAAUUAGAAAAUAUAGAGUUUAAUAUAUUAUACACAAUUUAUGGGGAAAUAUAAAGACAAAUAUGUGAAUACAAAUGUAAAUAUUAAUAUGAAAUUAUAUAAUUUCUUAUUCUUAACGAAUACUAUAAACUAAAAGCACCGAUUAUCUCUAUUUUCUGAAAUUUUAGACAGAAACGAUUACCUAAGUUAACUUGAAAUGAUUAUGAAAAUUAAAAAAAAAAGUUAUUUUAAAUUAAAUUUAUAUACUUUUUUUCUAUUUAAAUCCAGUGAAACUGUUUAUUUUAAAAUAAAUGAAUGUAUUUUCGUAUCAUUUCAUGUAAUGUACAUCAUUUUCUAACGCUAUGUAUAAUUUGAGAAAAUAGAACACAAUUUGGUCGGUGCUGCGAGAAUAUUCACAGUUUUACAAAGUUUUCCUAAAGGUGAGUCCAACAAUGAGAUAAAAAAAGGACGAAACAAUCUCCGUCCUUCUCUAUCUCAUUGUCUUAGUCGAAUUGAACUCACCUUUAGGAUUGCCAACCAUAAGUAAACCGCAAAACUUAAUUUAGAAAUUAAAAUACUAUUUAUUUGUGUUCUUGGCUACCUGCUUUGCAAAAGCCAAUAUUGGGCUAUAUAACCAACAAAAAAAAUAAAAAAUACUAUUUAUUAAUACUGUAAAGCUUCGCAUAUUUAUCUCUCUAAUUUAUUGAUUUAUAUUUAUUAUCAAGAAUGAUAAUAGCAUUCAUAUCAGAUAAUGAUUUUCACAUCAUUGUCGACUUUUAUCAUUUGUUGAAACUGUUGAAACUAAAAAUCAUCAAAAAAUCGUAAAGCGGUUCAAUUGACAUAACUUUAAAUUAAAAAACUGUUUUUAAGAAUUCUCACUGCGAUGGUGAUAAAAGUUUUUAUAAAAUACUAAUUACUAAAAUUUUGCGUUUUUUCCAUAAACUUAGUUAAAAAUUGUUUGCUGUGACUGUAGAGAAACUAUCCUUUCAAAAUUUAGCAAAAUUAAUUAAAUUCCCAGUAAAUGAAAACUAAUUGAAACGAAUUAAGAUUUUUUAAUAGAAAUUAUUAUUUUUUUUUUAUUCAGUCAAGCUCUUUGUAUAUUCGAUUGAAUUUCACUCAAUUUGUGCAAAAGAAUUCGCAUUCGAAAGAAAUGACCAAGGCGUCAAAAAUAUUGAUUUUCUGUUAUUUAUCACACAAAAUCGGGACGAGAAAAAACUAGUAAAAACUUAGUGAAACGUUAAAUACAAAUUAUACAUUAAAUGGCAAAGCAUUAAAUACAAUAUUUAAACUUUCAAAUAAAACUGUAUUUCAAUAUUUAUCAAUAAAUUAAUUCUAAAUUUUAAAA
Leptopilina heterotoma is the source of this 3453-nucleotide messenger RNA. RefSeq names its product arfaptin-2 (gene Arfip). The transcript is spliced from 6 exons. Gene Ontology annotation, cellular component: trans-Golgi network membrane. NCBI's taxonomy places the organism in Eukaryota, Metazoa, Arthropoda, Insecta, Hymenoptera, Figitidae. The coding region runs from base 261 to 1250 and encodes 329 amino acids. Gene Ontology annotation, molecular function: protein domain specific binding; phospholipid binding. Gene Ontology annotation, biological process: intracellular protein transport; regulation of Arp2/3 complex-mediated actin nucleation. The record is from RefSeq and is a predicted model, not a curated record.